Molecule: messenger RNA, 2594 nt
Organism: Syngnathus acus (greater pipefish)
Lineage: Eukaryota; Metazoa; Chordata; Actinopteri; Syngnathiformes; Syngnathidae
Gene: tmem91
Product: transmembrane protein 91
Exons: 5
Coding region: 1521-2234 (237 amino acids)
Cellular component (GO): membrane; intracellular membrane-bounded organelle
Source: RefSeq, a predicted model, not a curated record
GCACUGACGUCUUACCGUGCGCGCCAGCGCCGAUGCAAAACAAUGCGGGACGAGCGGACGAUUGUCUCCUUCCCCGUCGGACGAUUCAUCCAGACAGCAGAGAAGCCGACGUGCCAACCUGAAGAGCCCUUCCUGAUUUUAUUUGAGGACGCCUGGAAGACAUCAAGCUGAACUAAAGCUCCUCUUCCUUGUAGCAGCCCAGACAAAGAGCCUGGCACUCCUCAUUUGUCCCGACUUAAAGCUUGUGAAGUUGGAUGGACCACAUUAAAAAUACACAUCCCGGAGGAGUUGGGGCCAGCGGCGGAGGCGGCGUGCCGUAAAUCCACACUGAGGUUGUUUGAUUUCUUCGUCGUGACGCCAUGCAGCGAUGGACGCUGUAUGCCGGCGGAUGGUUUGAACCGCCGGCGUAGGCGCUAGGAUUCUAUUUCUGGAGUCUCAUUGCUUUUACAGAUUAACUGCCCUCCAAUAUGGCCCCAAUCCGCCCACGGCGCCACGGGUUUGAGUGACACUCGGGCAUAAUCAACACUCACUGCAGCUCAAUUGCCAUUUCUUUGUCCGCAUUCAACUUGUAUCUGAUUUUUCAAAGACAAUCUGAGCGGCUCAAUUGCUAUUUUUCAAAUCCAUCCGAGGCCAUUUUCAUACCUAGAUUGGAUACGAGACAGACGACCGACCUGCACCUUCCCGAAGCUACUUUGUUCAUUGACGAUCAUUCCUGAAACCUUUUUUUUUUUAAUAACUUUGGUUCAAACUCUUUAGUUGAUCCAUAAAUCCCGCAUCCUGAUUUGGUCACCGUUCAACCAUAUGCCACCUGGAAAUCGCAACAGCUUCUGAGUCUUUGUGGUCAUUCCACACUAGAACCUUUUUUGCAAUCUGCAAAGAAAAGAUAAUCUUGAUAAUCCUUCACCCUGCAUUGGUCGCCAGUCAGACGCAAAGACAAAGGCAACAAAACUGAGCAUCUACAUCGGAGCAGUUCGCAAUCUCAUCCCUUGGUUGAGACUAUUUCUCAAAAUUAACACCUGAGACUGGUUGCCAGCCACUGACAAAACUGCACUUUGAAAUCAUCUUUAUCUGUUAUUUCCAACAAGAACUUUUCCUCGUAAAUCCCAAACGAUCAAAGGCCAAGACAGAACGACAGCAAAAGUCAACUGGUAGUUAACUGCGUGAACCGCGGGACUAGCAGUGACCUGGGAUUAAGUGCGACAUCAUAACGUCCGAACGGAUUGUUCCAGGAUUUCCUGAAAGGGUCCUUCAUUGGAUGUCCAUCAUCAGAAAGGAAGACCUGAAGAUCCGAGCUUUUGGAAUUCCUAACCUGCAGGGGACGACGGAUACGACGCGUGUUGUCGUCCUCGGCGCCGCCUGAGCUUUCACCGAGAGAAAUCAUAGAAUUGGAUUAAAGAUGGAUUAUCGCUGAAACACUAGCAGCCGGCAAAGCGUCUAAUCCCAUUGUGCACUCAUCGGGGGGGAGCCAGUCCGAUUCCGUAGAUUAAAUUUUGGGGCGUGGAUGCCAGUCAAAGGCAGCGAUGGAGAAUCGCGAUGAGCUGGAGCACCCUCUGUUGGGGGAAAGUCCGCAUCUGCCGUCGGGACCGGCUCCCGGGGGAGUCUUCAAGGGAAUGCUGGUCAAGUGCGAGGAGGACAUGGCCUACCCUCCUAUGGCAUGGAGGGGCUACUGCGGACACCCGCCAGAUGUUCAGCAACCGCAUCAGCUUCUGGACCCGUGUUCCUUGCCCCGCACGUUCGAGUCCUUCUACCCGGCUGCGCCCAUCUGGAGCCACGCCGACUCGCUGCUCAGCAAGGACUACCUGGAGACCACCUUUGUGGACAUCGGGCCCGGAUCCACGCUGGAGCGCAAGCUGUUGGCCGAGGCGCACGGUGACUUCCACAGCGCCACCUACAGCAUGGACGACGAAGACGAUCUGCUGCCCGACUCGGACGACUCGUCCAUGGAAGACUUCAGCGAUAGCGACAGCGAGAGCAACUUCCCCCUGAUGAUCCCUCAGGACUACCUGGGCCUCGCCUUCUUCUCCAUGCUCUGCUGCUUCUGGCCCCUGGGCAUCGCCGCCUUCUACCUCUCGCAGAAGACCAACAAGGCUUCGGCCGAGGGCGACCUCCAGGGGGCCAACGCGGCGUCCCGCCAGGCCCUGUGGCUUUCCGUGCUCUCCAUCGUGUUCGGGAUCGUGACCUACAUCUGCGCCAUCGCCGCCCUCAUUUCCUACCUGUCUGCCAAGCCGCCGUAAAGAAAGAAAAAAAGCUGUGAAUGCUUCCCUGAAGCUAACGAAAAAAUGGACCUUGUGCACAUGCCUCCGACAGAUACUUGUAAAAUAAUCACAUUAUAGCCCAUCAGCCUUUCUCCCCUCAACCAUAAUCAAUUGGCCUUUCGCUAAGACCCGCCCCUCCUUAACAAGGAUUUUCUUAAAAAUCUUGACAAAUAUUUGAUCUCUUCCAGACCCCAAUCAUGAAGUUCACAAAAACUGCUUAAGAAGAAAUAAAUGCAUUCUGAAGUAUCAUACUAAGCAGCAAGAUUUUCCCGUAUAGCGAACCUUAUUAGCUUUGCGGCUCGCCCUUUAUUUCUAUUAGAAAUGUGAUUGGCCAGUCUG